ACGGUCGCACGCGAGACGCCAUAUUGAGAAAGGGGUUGCGAGUGUUGAGCCGAAUGUGCGAGCUGCGGUGUUUACGCGGUUCCGGAUAAAGGCCGUGAUACAGUUUGCGCGUCGAUUCCGUGGCAGUUGUCUAGAGUACGGUGCAUCGUGACGCGUGUGCCACCGAGACGGGCGUGUAGCGACGCUGUCAUGAGCGGCAGCGACGGCGAGGACGGUCGAUGCGAGAAGAGCACCGCCGUCGCCGCCACCACCGCCACCACCACCGUCGCCACCAUCAUCACUGGGGAAAGUGGCGUAGCCGAAGCGAUGGGCGACGACUGCGGUCCGGCGACGGCGAUGAAACGACACUGCAACGACGUCGUCGCCGUCGCCAAUCACAACGAGUCCGCAACGUGGACACACCGGGACACGGAUGCACCGAGCGACUACGAGAAUGUAUUCCCCGCAUUCGCGGAUUCUGAUCCUACCGGGUGUGGGACGACUGAUCAGAGUGUGAUAGACGCGUUUAUCAGAGGCGCAAGGGCGGCUGAUGAAGAUCGUCGCAAGUUGUCUCUAGUAAGCACCGAUGUGCUUGCCAAAUUGUACUCUUCUGCAGCAGCUCUGGAUGGUCAGUCACGUCUUGGAAAGGAAUCGUGUUCUUGUGAUAACACAGCUGAUCACAAAGCUAAACGAGACAUGUUCAGAGAGGAACUGCAAAAGGCUAUGAAUUUCCAAAAUCUAUGGAUGGAAUUACGGCAGUACAUACGUACUGACUUUAACGUUGCUCUAGAAGCUACUCAUAUAUUUGAUUCUUCGCAAUCUCAUCGUGGCAAAUUUACUACUGAUAUGCACAAUACUGUUACUCAAUUAUGUAAAAGAGAUUCCCAUCAACUUUUCAUGAGAUUAGUGAGCCAAGCGCAAGAGUUUGUGAUAGAAGUAAAAAUCCGUUUGUUUGCUCUUCUACAUGAUCAUAGUGUGAAUUUAGCUGAAAUUUUUCUCACUGGUCUCUUGAAUGACUAUGAUGCUCUUGUAUCGACGGCGAUACUAAUUUCUGAAUUAGUAAAACCGUUAAAAAAGUGCCUCAACUUCAAUUUGACGUGGGACUGCUUUAUUAAGAAGUUAUAUCAGAUUUAUGUAUAUAAUGACGCUUUAGUGCAGAACAAUUUACCUACAUUUAUUGGUCAGCUGAGGAAACUUCUACCGUUGAAGGACUCCAAAUACCAAGCUCUUGUUCAUAGAUAUUUAUCUUUUGAUGAUGAAAUGACGAGGAUCGGUAAUUUAUGGCCCGAAACUGAGCCAUGGAUGGAUAAAUAUAAUGCAGAACAAGCUGUUCGCAUGACGAGACUUAGACAAAUUAGAGAAGCUUGGAAAUUGUUCACAGCAACACGUAAAUUUAUGGAGCGCAAUAUGUUGAACAAAACAUCUGAUAUUGGAAGUGAAAUGCAAGAGAUUCACGGACAGUUUUCAUCGCUCAUUGCGCAUACAUCUGGAAGCGAUAGUCCCCCUUUAAGUCCAUCAUUGGAUUUUAGUUCAGAUUCUAUAGCUAUGCCAUCAAGCAUAGAGAUAGUUCAAAUAUUGUUAGAUGAUUGGAAUAAAGCACAGCAUCAAAAAUUAGCUGACAUAGCCGGUGCAUUGACUGCCACUGAAGUAGAUACCGCUGGACAAGGUGAUUCUAACUGCUACGAUUACACACGUGCCACAUGUCAGUUGGCGCAAUACGCUAUCAGAUCAGUGAGGACUCACAAUGAUGACUCUGGUGACACAGAGAAUGGACUUGAGAAUGGAAAAGAAUGCGAAUGUUCUACAUGUAAUGAAACUGGGGUAGGCCAUAUGGAUACGCAAUAUAAGGAUGAAAAUAUCGAGAAGGAUGAGGCAAAUUUAUUUUCAUCCUUCAGUAAUGGCUUUCCAGAAAUAUCUACAAGUUGUACAACAACGCAAGUUAAAAAGAAACUAGAUCAUUCAGACGAUGAGAACAAAAAGAAAAAAGAAUUGGGCAUGCGUGACGCUUCGCACAAAUAUACCGGUUCAAAGACAUCCGAAUCGGAUCCUUGUCUAUGUGUUUAUCAACACGCGCAAGAAAUAGCAGAAAGAAAGAAAGAAAUUCUAGAAAGUCCACCUUGUCCUUGUCUGCUGAAUUCGAGACGCAAAUGGGAUAUAUGUCCUUGCCUCCCUAAAUCCAUACCUGAAACGGUCGUAGCGAUUGGUCGUCCAAAAGCGACAUCACCUACUUCUGUAAAGGUUAAUUCAGAACCGAGCCAGAAACCCGCCGUAAAGAUUGGUUCCACGCAAUCCGCCCAAACUCAAACGAGGCAUUCUACAACGCAAACUCACAAUCACAGCAUGCAUCAGGGUAGGUGUAACACUCAUUCGCACGCUCACGGACCGCUACCAGAUCUGACGAAAAACACAGGUUCGUGUUCUCACCCCAGACUUCGUCCACUUAAUCAUACACCGCAUGCGUGCCACAAGCAAGCCAACGUCGAACAUAUCAAGAGAAUGUCGUGUAACGAUUUGAGUUCAGGAGAUGGAGACUGUUCAGAUUCAGGGAGUAGUCAGGGGGACUCGUGCUCCACCAGUAGUUCUGCACAAAGAGAUGCCAACAUGAGACACUGUGACUGUUGCUACUGUGAGGUCUUUGGCCAUGGGAUGCCGUCAGUCGCGCCAGUGAGUCGGAACUAUAAGGAAAUGCGGGAACGGUUACGGCAACUUUUGACGAAGAAAAAAGCGAAGAAAUGCAAAACCGUCGUACCUGGCUGUAGUCCGCAGAAAAGUCCAUCAGAAUCGUCAAUUUCUAACACCAAUUCCGAAUCCAAAGCUGUGGCAAAUUCAAUUCUCAGAUCAAAUACUCCACUUUCGACGGCAUCCACGGUGCAGUAUGAUCAACGAGAUCAGCGGGAUUUAGAGGAAUUGUUGGAAUUUAUUGAAGGUAAUCACACUGGGAAAAAAGAUAAUAAAAAGGCCGAAAAGAAAGCGAGGCAGAAGCAACGAAAGCUCGAAGAAAAAUUAAAGAAGGACAGACAAGAAGCGGAAAGACAAAAGUUGAUAGAAUUACAAAAAAAGACUCCGGAGGUAACGAUCACUGUUGUCGAUCCUCAAAAGCCCAUACCUCAAAGAUUAUUGCCUCAAUGUAAUUUACCGGAAGUUUCCAUUUUGCCAACGUCGCCAUCAGUAUCUUUAUCUACAGUAAAACAGUUAAAUAAUAGAAAAAAGGAUAAGCAAGAAGUUUCUAGCAAUAGUAGUAAUAACUGCGGUAAUAAUAGUAUUACUAACUUGAGUAACAAGACGAAGACGACGAAUUCAAACGCAAAAAAUAAGAGUAUUAAUAGCACGGAAAAGUGUGAAGUACGAAAUACGAAUUCUAGCCAAGGGAAUAAUAAGAGUAACGCGAAAAACGAUAAAGUUGAGAGCAAUAAAGGCAGCAAGCCAUCAGCAAGUAUUAAUAAUAUUAUGUCUACGAAAAACAGUACGAAUAAUAAUGCGAAUAAGUUAUCUGAUGUCGAUUUACUUGAUAAGAAGUUGACGAAAAAGGAGCGAAAAAAAUUGAAGAAGGAAAUGAAGAAACUGGAAGAAGCAAAGGCAAAAGAAACUGAAAAUACAGUACAUACAGAAUCUCAACCGCAAAUAGUUACUAUUAGAAGGGAGAUAAAUUCGAACAGUGCUGAACCUACGGUUACAAUUACUUUGAAAGGCCAAACUCCGGCUGAGGAUAAGGUUCUAUUUACGUUAGUGAAUGGACAGACCAAGGAACCUUCCCAUAAGUCAGAGCAAGAACAAAACCAAAGUAACAACGGAAAAAAGAAAAAAGUUAAAGCGAUUAACAAUAAUAAUUCCUUGCAACAAGGAAAUAAAUUACAGCAAUCGAAUAAUUCAAAGCAGCAGACUCAGACUAAAGUCAACGACGGUAAGAACUUGAAGCAACAAGCAAAUAACGAAAAGUCGAAAAGUGGUAAACAGACAGAAGAGAAAAAAAUUCAACAACAGAAUGUCAACGAAGGCAAAAAUUCUAAAUCGAAGAAAGACAAGAGAAAUACGGAGAAUAAAGAGAACGUGUUGCAGCAACAAAAUGUAGUGAACAAGAAUAAAAAUCAACAAAAUGCGACCAACAAAAAGCAAAAUAAAGCGAGUACUCCUCCCCAGACACCGGUGUCGCAAAAACAGCAGCAGCAGCAAAAUCAUAUUAUAAGUGAAUCUGCAAUUAGCAAGAAGGCAAAGAAGCAACAACAGCAACAUGAUAAAAAUUUGCAAUCGAACACCAGUAAAAGCAAUAAAAAUAAUAAUAAUGCGAAUAAUAAGAACGUAUCGAAUAAGAGCGAUUCUCAAAAAAGUAAUAAUGUAAAUAAAACGAAUCAAACUACCAUAAGUAAGCAACGUGCGCCUGCGGAAGUCCAAAAUACGUGUUCCGAACGAGUUAGUUCGCCAUCGCUAAGUAGUCAGUUUAAAGACAUCGGACCGAACUCUAAGAUUAACAUCGAAAAUCUCAAGUUACCACCGGGCAUCACGAUCACAAAGGUCGACGCGCCGCCAAAACCGCUUCCAAUCAAAACGGCUCCUUUGCCGAAACCAGUAAAUCCGCCCAAGCAAACUACCAUUAUCGCCGCGCCGAUGAGCGGCGUUCAGUCCAGCUACGCGAGUCCGCAAGCAGGUGGAAAUGUUAUAGUGGUGGAUACGGGCAAGCUCAAGCAAGAUCUGCUACCAAAAGCUAAUGAAAAAGAUUCAUCGAAGGAUUCUCAGCCUCAAAGUACCGCUACCGGUAAAAAGAAGAAAAAGAAAAAUAAGAAUUCAGCCAAUUCGGGCAAUACAGCGGCAAUGCCGCCAGUGCAGAACAGCGACGCAUUUGUGAACGAUCAUAUGAUGGACGAGCCGGCGAGAAUACUGCACAAUCCUGGGACGAAUAUGGUGACUAUAAGGAACCCAUCGUUCGGACCGAUGAAAGUGCCGCCGACGCAGCAAGCUGCGAUCAUUAAAGUGUCGGAGAACGGCAUGGUGACGAUCCGAAGUCCAGCUUUGCAGCAGGCGAUCAAUGCGGGCUUGACGUCACCACCUAAGCCGGAUUACAUAGUCAAGGGCGAUCUGUCGUCGUCAUCGACGGGCAGAGUGACGACGACUGAUUGCGGUCAGCUGAGCGUGAAACACGCGAACGGUGUCAUAUCGUCGAGCCUGGCGGAAUUGCGCAGCCGAUUGAGCGCGCAGCCUGAUUGCGCGUCGUCCUUGUCCGAGCUUGCCAAUAUCCAGAUCAGCCAGAUGACGAACGGCCAACCGAUACCGGAGAACGGCAUCAAUCUCAAGGGUACCAGCGUCACCCUGACGAAGGUGAGACCCGAGGCAACGAGCAUGGAUGAUGGGCGACAAGCAUCAGCCAAGUGUGCCUCAGUGAAGGAGGCGAUAAACACCACUUCGAUAACAGCGGCCAACGGUGGCGGCAGCGGUGGUGGUGGUGGUGGCGGUAGCGGGAAGAGCAAGAAAAAGAAAAAACGCGGAAGCGGCACGGGGCAGUGCGGAGAUGACUUGGACCUCGUUGAGGUAUUCACGCCCAAAGAUAUAGACCUCGUAAAUGACGAGGAGAUGGACGAUGAUGAACGCGAACUGGAGGCCUUCAAGCGAUUCUGCCUACAAUCGGUGCCGCCGUUGCAUAAGGAGAAGGUCAACCUAAAUAUCAAGGACAUCGUGUUGAAGAAAAAAUCAUCAUCGUCCUCGUCGUCAUCUUCGUCAACGUCGUCAUCGUCAGCGGCGACAGCGACCGCUGUAAUGGCGGCCAAUUGAUUUGUAUAAUAAUUUGAAUAAUUCUGCAUUAUAUACCAUCCGCGUGCCCUGGCACGUGAUUACUGCCAUUUUCGAUGAUUCGACAUGCGGUUUAGAACGCGAUCACAUUACAAAUGAUUCGCGUUUUUGCUAAUAUUGUCGUCGUCAUCGAUUCCGGGUUUUUACAGAAAGACAAGUAUGUAAUGCCUUCGUAGAUAAAUAUUUAAAUGUUAAUGUAUUAGAGUGAAAAAAAACUCUGAAAGACGAUAGAAUUGAUCGUAUAACGAUUAUUGUAUAUGUAUAUCGCUAAAUGUAAUUAGGGAUAUAAGUUUCUUUUGUGACGAAACGAUGAAGUUUCUCUCGCGAGACGUCGUUUUGAAACGUCGUCUUGGACGAGGUGAACAAUAUUUGUAAAAUUGAACGAUAUUUGAUCUCGUCGGUACUUUAAGGAUAAAUACGGUUGUAAAGUUAAACGAUAAUUUCGUUAAAAUAAUUGAUACGAGAGGAUAUAUGCUGCAUUUGCAGCUUUGCAUCUUCUCGCACCGGCGAGGGAUCAGAGAACUUGACGCAAAUGCACGUAACUGUGCGUGACGAUAGACAGAUGGACGUACAUAUUGUUCUCUUCUUUUCUUUUUUUUCUUUAAUAAACAUAGUUGCGCGUUUUUAUCCACUUAGAGCGUCUGUGUAUCACCUUUAUGUGUCUCUGUAUCUACAUUCUCCUUGUAGGAGUAGCAUGUAUUCGUAUAAGUAGUCUAUAUUAGUAUAGGACACACCGAGAAGGUUUAUAUAUAUAUAUAUAUAUACAUAUAUAUAAUUCAACAAAUGUACGUCGCAAUGUUUCUUAUUGUAAUUAAAGUACUUUUUAUACUGUAAAUCAAA
Messenger RNA from Solenopsis invicta (red fire ant), 6597 nucleotides. RefSeq lists its product as uncharacterized. NCBI's taxonomy places the organism in Eukaryota, Metazoa, Arthropoda, Insecta, Hymenoptera, Formicidae. The record is from RefSeq and is a predicted model, not a curated record. Bases 190 to 5739 code for a protein of 1849 amino acids. Gene Ontology annotation, cellular component: nucleus; cytoplasm. The transcript is spliced from 18 exons.